Salmo salar (Atlantic salmon) is the source of this 1571-nucleotide messenger RNA. The record is from RefSeq and is a predicted model, not a curated record. NCBI's taxonomy places the organism in Eukaryota, Metazoa, Chordata, Actinopteri, Salmoniformes, Salmonidae.
UCUAAAGCGGAACUAAUUUAAUGAGGGGUUUUGUUUCAGUGAAAGCGGAGGAAUGUUUUGACCGCAGGACCGUUCCCAAACUUUGGUGGCUGGUACUGGCCUGGUGAUGGUCUGCCAUGGAGAGAGAUGCAGUGGAUGGAGAUCUGCUGGACUGUCCCUGGGUACCAGUGUGUAUCAGUGUGUCUCAGCUCCUGGCCAAGACCUGGUUUGGGGACACAGCGUACCGCAUCCUGCUCACGGACCUGCACUCUGUGUGGGAGGAGGAGAUGGACACCAGGGCCAUCCAGGACAGAGCUCAGGAGCUGAACAGGCGAUUGCGGGCUCCCGUCCACGCCUUCUUCUCUCACAUGUGUGAGGUGGCUCACCCCUGUUUGUCUGGACGGGUGGAGGAUGGGGGUGCGCCUCAGUUCUCCCUCAACCACCACGGCGGUGACAUCAACCUGAAGUUGAAGAGUGAGCUGGCAGGGGUGCCUUUCUACUGGGAAUUCCGCUGCACCCCUGCCCCUGUUGCUUUGGUGUGCAGUCAGCUUGUGCGCCCCCUGCUGUUGAUGAGCAGGUUACUGCAGAGACAGGUGGGCCAACUGGGAGCUCUGCUGGCCAGGAAAGACACUGAGCUCCAAGACUACAGGGACAAUGGGGCGGUGCUGAGCAGAGGUAGGCUCUACGUGCAUAGAAACAAAAAUACACUCAUUAAACACAACAUACACACCUGUUCCUCUCGUUGGUGUGUGUGUUUUGCAGAGCGAUUGCAGACAGAGUUGUUUGAGGAACAGAGCUACAGAGAGAACUUCCUGACACAGACUGUGCCACAGGUAUGUGCGAGGCAGGGCGGUCUGGGGUUUGACUCUGAGCUGCAGGAGCUCUACUCAGCCGUCACGUUCUACGGCAACACCAACGCUCGCAAACGUAAGAUCUCUGAGAGACACGCCCCCGAAGAGGACCAAUCCACCACAGAGGACCGUGACCCUAACCACGCCGCCAGCGGCACACAGCCCCCAGGAGAGGAGGUGAACCACGGGCUGGACCAGGUGAACCACGGGCUGGACCAGGUGAACCACGGGCUGGACCAGGUGAACCACGGGCUGGACCAGGUGAACCACGGGCUGGACCAGGUGAACCACGGGCUGGACCAGGGGGAUAAGAGGCAGACUGGAUGGGGGGUCCGAGCCAGAACCACAGACUCAGAGAGACCUAAUGAGGAACAGACUACAGUUCCCAUGGCUGCUGCCGCAGAUCGGCCUCCGCGCGACCCAAGAAGAAGAAAGCUAAGGGGCUUUUUGGAUGACCUCAGAACCAGUAGUGCACCGAACACUAUGGAGACUGCCUGUGACUACGUCCCAAAUGACACGGUCAAAAGUAGUGCACUAUGUAGGGAAUGGGGUGUCUUUUGGGACGCCGUCUAUGAGCACUACCACCACCUGACAUGUUUUUCAAGUACUCAUCUACUGAUAUGUCCUUUUUUUAUUAUUAUUAUUUUUUUAUUCAAUAAUUAGAUAUGCAUGUUUUUCCUUGGCAUUGUUUGAUGGAUGUGUAUUUUUUAAUUGUCUAAAUAAUAAAUAAUAUAAGUGUUA